Acanthopagrus latus (yellowfin seabream) is the source of this 3182-nucleotide messenger RNA. It is a transcript of the gene irf1a, whose product is annotated as interferon regulatory factor 1a. NCBI's taxonomy places the organism in Eukaryota, Metazoa, Chordata, Actinopteri, Spariformes, Sparidae. Gene Ontology annotation, biological process: immune system process; regulation of transcription by RNA polymerase II. The transcript is spliced from 7 exons. The record is from RefSeq and is a predicted model, not a curated record. The coding region runs from base 1367 to 2158 and encodes 263 amino acids. Gene Ontology annotation, cellular component: nucleus. Gene Ontology annotation, molecular function: DNA-binding transcription factor activity, RNA polymerase II-specific; RNA polymerase II cis-regulatory region sequence-specific DNA binding.
GCACCUUCUUUAACAUGUUAAUAGAAAUACACAAUUGUAUAAAUUAUUCAUUAUUAUUUAUAUGAUUCAGAAUGUAGCUUAUAAUCAUCUAAAAUGUGUUAUUUGUGUUAUUUAUGUGUAGUUUACCAUGAGAAUGACUUCAAGCAGUGCACUGUUUCAGUGCCACUAAAAUGAAUACAAUAUUUCACAACAGCUGCAGUGACAGUGUAUAUAAUAUACAGUGUCAUAACAGGUACCUAAAGGUCAUACUUGAGUCAAAGUAAGGAAAUUGUGUUACAGUAUUACUUUGGUAAAAAUGAAAGUCGCCCAUAUGGAUCACACGCAAGCAAAAGUCUUAAAGCAUCUGAUACUGAAUGUACUCCAAGUAAAAGUUUAUUGUUCAUAUCAUGCAUGUGUACACAGUAUACUAAUUGUCAGCCUGGCUGAUCAGUAUGGUUUCUAUUUAGUUGUCUAUAAGAUAGAUUGAUUAGAAAAUGCAGCAUGGGCAAUGUAGUGAGUAAAAGUAAAAUAUUUGCCUCCAAAUGUGACGGAGCAGAAGUACAAAGUAAAAUCAAACUGAAAUAAUGCCUCAAAAUUGUGCUUGAGUAGAAGUAGUUUGGCAGACUCCAUUAUUGUGCACAAAUACUGUACUUUAACAUAUAGCACAUAGUCUCAUCUAACACUUAUCUGAUAAUGCGACUGUGUGUGAACAGUGUCAACAGAAGGCUCGCAAGUUUAAAGGGCCAUUGUGUAUGAAUUUCACAAGUAAGUAGGAACCAGAAGGAACCUGUUGCAACAGGUGCUGCAGCGGCGCCUGUCACAUAACAGUGAUAACUCUGCUUCCACCUGGUGGCUUUACAUGAACACACAGUGUCUCCCACCUCUGCCACAGUGACUUCACACGGAACCACAUGAGAAACCACAUUAUCACCAUUGACAGUAACCAGAAUGAUGACGUGUGCAUGGUCGGAUUAAAUGCCGCACAUUCAAAUGUUUGAUUGUACCAGUGCCACAAUAGUGUCCGUCCUCAGCAUGUUCAGUUUCAGGAGAAAUAUUAAAAACCUGCAGCAGGACCUUCACCACUCUCCACUCCAUCAUACUCCACCUCCAUCUCGCUCAUGAGGAAACCAACAUACAGUAUACAAUACUUCCUGUAAUUGGAGGAGCCACUUUAGAAGUGAGGAAGGCUUUUGGGAGGAGGAGGGAGAUUUUAAUAACUGAGAAGUCUGUGAUUGGACGAAUGCGGUGAAGCAUGAAGGGUGCCCCGGCUUCACCUAUGAUUAAAUCUGAGCUCCAGAGAAGUGUACUGCUAUCACUGGCUCCCGCGUAGCUGGUGACACGUCUAUACCCAACACCUUCCUGCUCACCUGAAGCUUUGGACUGCAGCAUGCAACAACCGGGCCGGCUGAGGCUGAGGCCGUGGCUGGAGGAGCAGAUUCAGUCUGGGAGGUAUCCAGGAGUCAGCUGGCUGGACCAGUCAGCGCAAAUCUUCCAAAUCCCGUGGAAACAUGCCGCCCGACACGGCUGGAGUAUUGACCGAGAUGCUACACUCUUCAGGAGCUGGGCCAUGCACACUGGGCGGUACCGUCCCGGCAAAGACAAGCCAGAUCCCAAGACAUGGAAGGCAAACUUCCGCUGUGCCUUGAAUUCCCUGCCUGACAUCUGUGAGCUGCAGGAGCACAGCAGGAAGAGAGGCAGCAACGCCUACAGAGUCUACAGGAUGAUGCCCAGCACGCAAACACACAGACGCAGGAGAGGGCUGCGGUUUUUCAGCAGGCCUCGAGAAAGACAGACCAGUUCAGGUGAUGACGCGUACACCGCGCACGCGUGGCAGCCCACCACCACCAGACCCACAUCAGACACAGCACAGAAGGUGGAGGCCCCCGCAGGAGACACAUUCAGCAGCACUCAGACACACGGGAUGUGGGAGGCCAAACCAGAGGACCUGGAGCAGAACGAGGCUGUGUUUAAGUUGAUGGACCACUUAAGCAAUGCUGACCUCUGGAACCAGACUGGGGAGCAGAGAGGAUGGAGAACAAACACGCUGUGGAACCAGUGGCACUGUGCUGCCGACGAUAACCCGUACUCUCUGCACACAGACUGCAACGAUCUGUUUGGUCCAAACUACAUCAAGGAGCUCUCUGAUUGGUCCACACAUCAGCAAACACUGAUGUUGUAGCUGUGCACCAACCCCUCACCCUCCUGCUCUGCACGCUGCCCUUAUACUUCCCUUCAGGUCUUUCUUGCUAACCCUUGGCUGUUUCCCCUCUCCUGCCGUCUGUCUGCUGAGCUGACCGCUGAAAAGGAGAAACAGGAGAGGGGGAGCGGACGGAGAAUAUUGCUCCGUCAGUCAGUCAGCCAGUCAGACGGACGGUCACUGUCUCUGCUGAGCACGCUGAUCAAGAUGAAGAUCCUGUUCCAAGCCAAGCUUCACCUCUGUCAUCAUCACUUGGGUUCACUGUGGUUCAGCGGCUCAAACUCACUGAUACGACACAAAGCUCACAGCGCAGCUUCCAGAGUCAACAGAUCUCAUUUCGCUUCAGUGCAGCAUCACUUAUUUCUCUGAGCUUUACUGGAUGUUUAGGCAACAUGAAGGUUUGUAGGUUUAUGUUCUUUUUGUGUGAUAUUAAAAAACCCUCAAUGUUCACCACAAAACACAGUAAGCUGACUUAUGUUGCAAUAUAUAAAUAUAUAUACAGGACACACAUAUUUCUGUCACAUGUUUGAUUCCUAUACCUUUUGCAGCUUUUUUUUGUAUCAGCUUUAAGGAUUUCAUCAAAAAAGAAAGUGUUUUUAAUUUUUAAGACAACAAGAUGGUGCAGUUUGUUUUGUGUAACCUGUAUUGUGCACGUUUUAUGUUUUUAUAGCUUGCUCGACCACCCAAUUAAUAAUAACAGAGGUCCAAUCUGUUGAUCAAUAUCGGAUUGUAUUUGCCCUCAUAUGUAAUGCACAUGUAUCAACAUACUGUAAAAAUAUCAAUGUCAUUGACUGUGUGAGAAGACUGACUCCUCGUUCAUCUUACUUGAUUACAUAAACUUUAAUAACUACUGGGGAAUAAAGAAGAUCCCCACAGUCCUCCACUGAACUGAUGUCUUGAGUAAAAAACAUAAGCUGACCUGUAUAGUGGCUCUUAGUUAUUUACUGACUUUAAAACUUGCAUUUAUUGUUUUAACAUGUUAAUAAAGAUAUUUUUCGACCAUGUG